GGUCGAGAUCAAAACCAAGCAUGUAUACGGACAAUGAUCCGUGUAGUCUACAGGAAGCUUACGGUUCCCAGAAGAUAAGGAUUGAAGGAGCCCGAAAACGGUAGCUAGGCAACAAAUGCUGGCUAGCGAUGAAGAACAGAACGAAACCGCUAAUCCCAAUCCACAUAUAGCUAGCGGUUGAUUCAUGACGCAAACGAUGACUGCAGCGUGGAAUAAGCAAGCCAUCUAUCUCUGCGGAUAUAACAAAUUAAAGGAACUGUUCGUUGGGCACAAUCAUGAUUAUAUUAGAUAUCCCUUGCAAGGAAACCCCACACCC
Linum tenue is the source of this 316-nucleotide messenger RNA. NCBI's taxonomy places the organism in Eukaryota, Viridiplantae, Streptophyta, Magnoliopsida, Malpighiales, Linaceae. The record is from the annotation of a GenBank genome assembly.